AUGCCAAAUUAUGUGUGUCUGAGUUUUGCCAUUCCCACCUACGUCACCAGAUCUCAACAUCUGGGAUGCUAUACAACGGACUAUGGACGACAAGAAUCCUACACUUUGGAAUACAACAGAAUUGUGGACUUUCCUGCAAAAAGCAUGGUGUUCAUUGCUUACGGAAUAUUUCGUAUUAUUAGGCUGGUGUACCAGUUUUUCUGGCACGUGUACAUGGAGUUCAACAGGGUUGUGGGCAAGAACCUCAAGCAAGAGUUCUAUGAAAGCAUUGAUCAGCACAGUCUUCGUCUCAUUGAGAUAUUUCAAUCUAAGAGAGGCAACAUUGGGCAGCUUUUGUCACAGCUAUCACAGCAGACUAAGACCAAAGAGCCAACUGACAUUCGGACACUGGUGCUCAGAGGGCUUCCUAUUGUCCUUGGGGACAGUCCCGCAGACUUCUACAAAGAAUGCUCUGACUCUGAUGACUCAUUCGGCUACCUUGACGUUGCUUUGCUCUCCCCAUCCCCCCACCUCAGUCCAGCCUCUCUAAAGAUCAUCAUUGAGGGAGAAGUUGUGAUGGACAACAUUCAAGACCUGCCAAAAGCUAUGUGCAUUCUGUUUGGACUUACUUACGCCCUGCAUCUCAACUAUCACAAAUCAAUGAGGAACACAUUCCAGUUCAUCCAACAGGUUCUCCUUUCACUGGGCCACAAUGAACUAAAACCCAGAUUACAAACUCUGAAAAACCAGCUUGCACUGUAAGUAAUUGCUAUGGCAAGGUUAAUGUGAGAAGGCAUGGCUGCUUGUUUUUCCAGUGACUUUUUCCCCACUACAGCCUUGUGUCUCUGUAUUCAUUGUUAUUGUCCAUUCUUUGACACCAAUAGCACCAACAAACCUUGAAAGUUUGCUAAAAUACAAUACAAAUGUCCUUUUGUCACAAGUGAUAAAAAAGGAAAUGUUAAACAGUUUUGUUAGAUUUUGUAUUAUGUGAGAACUGAUUGAAGUUUGUUGUGGGAUGGGAAUGUCCAGCCACUUGUGUUCUACAGUUCAGGAUGUAGACAUAUUUUCUCAGGACUGCAUAUUAUUGUUCAGUUGACUAGAUAAACUUAACACAGUUCAUCAGUCAAGUUGAUGUUUUAACAGCUUGUAUCAAGUUUUAAUGUAUGUUUUAAAGUGUCCAUAUUGUUAAAUGCUGUGCAUACGGGUUCUCAAAACAAACAA
Molecule: messenger RNA, 1200 nt
Organism: Trichomycterus rosablanca
Lineage: Eukaryota; Metazoa; Chordata; Actinopteri; Siluriformes; Trichomycteridae
Exons: 4
Coding region: 1-741 (246 amino acids)
Source: RefSeq, a predicted model, not a curated record